AUGAACCAUAAAAGGUUCAGAGACAGUGGGAUCUAUGGAGUGGGAAAAGCUGCAGAACACCCCCCUGCCUUAGCCGUCCUCAGCCACACACCAGCGGGGGCCACGCAGACCAUCGCCUGGGUGGGAAAAGGCAUCGUCUACGACACUGGAGGACUGAGCAUCAAGGGGAAGACCACGAUGCCAGGAAUGAAGCGGGACUGUGGAGGCGCGGCCGCCAUCCUGGGAGCGUUCAGAGCCACCAUCAAACAGGGAUUUAAGGAUAACCUCCAUGCUGUCUUCUGUCUCGCUGAGAACUCUGUGGGUCCGACUGCGACUCGCCCUGACGAUAUCCACACGCUCUACUCGGGAAAGACUGUGGAGAUUAAUAACACGGAUGCAGAAGGGCGGCUGGUGCUCGCUGACGGAGUGGUCUACGCCAGCAAAGACCUCUCUGCUGACAUCAUUCUGGACAUGGCAACCCUCACCGGGGCUCAGGGGAUCUCCACAGGGAAGUACCACGCUGCUGUAAUGACCAACAAUGACCAGUGGGAGGCGGCGUGUGUGCGAGCGGGCCGCAGCAGUGGGGACCUGGCUCACCCUCUGGUCUACUGCCCCGAGAUGCACUUCAGCGAGUUCACCUCCGCUUUGGCCGACAUGAAGAACUCUGUCGCAGACCGAGAGAACGCCCAGAGCUCCUGCGCCGGGCUUUUCAUUGCGUCCCAUUUGGGCUUCGACUGGACCGGGGUCUGGGUCCACGUGGACAUCGCGUCACCCGUGCACGCCGGAGAGCGAGCCACUGGGUUCGGCGUGGCUCUGCUCAUGGCGCUGUUCGGUCAAGCCUCAGACGACUCCAUUUUGAAGCAGGUGUCUCCUCUGAGCUGCGGCGCCGCCAACGACGACGCCAAACGCAGGAGACUGGUCUGA
Messenger RNA from Knipowitschia caucasica, 903 nucleotides. Lineage: Eukaryota; Metazoa; Chordata; Actinopteri; Gobiiformes; Gobiidae. The record is from the annotation of a GenBank genome assembly.